AUGUUGAUGAUCAAAACAGAAACUGAGUUCAUUCCGGUGGACACCAGCACUGCCCAAUGUGAAUACAGGAUCUGGACAAGGGCCUUGUCAGCUAUUGAGCGUCCUCUCCUCUUCCUCACCAAAUGCCCUCGACCCCUCCAGCCCAAGCCCCCUGAGGAAACCAGAAAUGCCUACACGUCCUGCAGCGCCAGGGUCCCCUCAGUCAGCGCGGCGCGGGGGCUCACCACCACCCGCUCUCGCAACGCCUCCCCACCCCCAGGCCGUGGAGGGGCAGGGGGCGGGGGCGCGCGCGCUCCACCACGCACGCGCCCCCACGCACGCGCUCUCCCUCCGCGCUCGCGCUCCUCCCCAACCCGGCCCGGAGGGGGCGGGGCUGCGGGCGGCCUCCGAGGGUGCGACGCCCCCGGCGCGGCGGCGGCGCUAGAGAGCGGCCGGCCGGGCGCGGGUUGCUGGGCGCGCGCUGCUCCGGCGGGGCCCGCUGGCCACAGCCGCCUCGCGCCAGCCGCCCGCCCAGCGCGGCCAGCUGCGAGAGCCGCUAGCGCGGGGCCCCAGGCGGCAGGCGCCGCGCUCUCUCCGCCGCCCCGCGCGCCUCCUCGGGCGGCCCCGCCCCCGUUCCCAUCCCCCUCGCGCUCACCUCCGGGCUGUGCCGCGCGCUAG
Messenger RNA from Arvicanthis niloticus (Nile rat), 657 nucleotides. The record is from RefSeq and is a predicted model, not a curated record. Lineage: Eukaryota; Metazoa; Chordata; Mammalia; Rodentia; Muridae.